This is a messenger RNA of Haliotis rufescens (red abalone), 1014 nucleotides long. RefSeq lists its product as uncharacterized. The transcript has 3 exons. The record is from RefSeq and is a predicted model, not a curated record. NCBI's taxonomy places the organism in Eukaryota, Metazoa, Mollusca, Gastropoda, Lepetellida, Haliotidae. Bases 1 to 1014 code for a protein of 337 amino acids.
AUGUAUGAAGACUAUGUCUACUGUCUUCCUACAGACUAUGUCUGCUGUCUUCCUACAGACUAUGUCUGCUGUCUUCCUACAGACUAUGUCUACUGUCUCCCUACAGACUAUGUCUACUGUCUUCCUACAGACUAUGUCUACUGUCUCCCUACAGACUGUGUCUACUGUCUUCCUACAGACUGUGUCUACUGUCUUCCUACAGACUAUGUCUACUGUCUCCCUACAGACUGUGUCUACUGUCUUCCUACAGACUAUGUCUACUGUCUCCCUACAGACUGUGUCUACUGUCUUCCUACAGACUAUGUCUACUGUCUUCCUACAGACUAUGUCUGCUGUCUUCCUACAGACUAUGUCUACUGUCUCCCUACAGACUGUGUCUACUGUCUCCCUACAGACUAUGUCUACUGUCUUCCUACAGACUAUGUCUACUGUCUUCCUACAGACUAUGUCUACUGUCUUCCUACAGACUAUGUCUACUGUCUCCCUACAGACUGUGUCUACUGUCUUCCUACAGACUAUGUCGACUGUCUUCCUACAGACUAUGUCUGCUGUCUUCCUACAGACUAUGUCUACUGUCUCCCUACAGACUAUGUCUACUGUCUUCCUACAGACUAUGUCUACUGUCUUCCUACAGACUAUGUCUACUGUCUUCCUACAGACUGUGUCUACUGUCUUCCUACAGACUAUGUCUGCUGUCUCCCUACAGACUGUGUCUACUGUCUUCCUACAGACUGUGCCUACUGUCUUCCUACAGACUGUGUCUACUGUCUUCCUACAGACUAUGUCUACUGUCUCCCUACAGACUAUGUCUGCUGUCUUCCUACAGACUAUGUCUACUGUCUUCCUACAGACUAUGUCUGCUGUCUUCCUACAGACUAUGUCUACUGUCUUCCUAAAGACUAUGUCUACUGUCUCCCUACAGACUAUGUCUACUGUCUUCCUACAGACUAUGACUAUGCAGCAGCUAAGUCCUCAACAGAUAUAGAAUGGAAAAGAGGUCACUAUAUUUUGUAG